This is a messenger RNA of Exophiala bonariae, 1638 nucleotides long. RefSeq lists its product as uncharacterized. Gene Ontology annotation, cellular component: plasma membrane. The record is from RefSeq and is a predicted model, not a curated record. Lineage: Eukaryota; Fungi; Ascomycota; Eurotiomycetes; Chaetothyriales; Herpotrichiellaceae. The transcript has a single exon. Gene Ontology annotation, biological process: transmembrane transport. Gene Ontology annotation, molecular function: transmembrane transporter activity. Bases 1 to 1638 code for a protein of 545 amino acids.
AUGCCUUUCGCGCUCAUCCUUGACGAUGUGAGCCUGGCACAUGUACCAGGCACAGUCAUCCUUGAUGACGCAAAAAGCACAAGUCAAGUUGUUCACCAACUCAAACACGGCACUGGGAGAAAUCGCCAUGUUGUGCUCGUUCCCCAGCCAUCGGAGGACGUCAAUGACCCUCUGAACUGGUCAACAGGGAAAAAAUUAGCUGCUUAUCUUGUCACCCUCUUCGGAACCUGCCUCUAUGCUGGCUGCACCUCCCCACUUCUCAACGCUGGUCUUCUGGUCAUUGCUGGCGAGUUCAAAGUCGGAAUCAUGGACGUCGCACUGCUCGCUGGAGAGCAGAUGCUUGUGGUCGGGGUGACCUCUCCCUUCGUCUUGGCCCUAGCACGAAAGUAUGGCAAACGCCCGAUAUACUUGUUCUCCUCCAUCAUGGCUGUGAUCGGCACGGUUGUAUGUCAGACUGCCAACGAAUUUCCGACUCUGCGAGCUGGGCGAGUGGUGCAGGGAUUCUCCGUCACUGCGUACGAGUCGAUCGUGUUUGCGUCUGUGGGAGACCUGUUCUUCGUCCACGAACGUGGCUUGUACCUUGCGGCCACCAAUUUCAUGUUUGCGGGAAUAUCGAGCUUGGUUUCUGUCAUCUCCGGGCCCAUCGUCGACAAUCUCGGAUGGCGAUAUCAAUUCCACAUCUUCUUGGCCGCAGUUGUCUUACAAACAAUCUUGCAGUUCUUUUUCGUCCCUGAAACGACUUAUCGCCGGGAUGUUCGAUAUAACAUUGGCACUGUCGUGGAGGAGAACCUUGAAGAGCUUGCCGUCGUCCAAGCCCAUAAUAUGGAGGACAAAGGGAGUAUCGAGCAUACAGAAGCUGUCCCUGCCACCAAAAAACGAACAUUCAGGCAAGGGCUGGCUCUGUAUCGCGGGAAGUACAGCGAUGAGAACUUGCUGCAGCUCUGGAUCGCUACUUUCGCUGUCAAUCUCAACCUGGCCGUUUUUCUCAUCGCCAUCCUGCAGGCAUUCUUCGCAUCUCUCCUGGUUGCGGUCGCCAUCUCGAUCGCGCAGCUCUUCGGGCUACCACCAUACAGCCUUACAACCGCUCAGAUAGGUUAUAUGUAUCUCGGUCCUUUCAUUGGCGCCAUAAUUGGGCUGGUGUUCUUUGGGCUGGUACAAGAUCCUUUGGCCAAGUACCUCUCACGGAAAAACAACGGUGUCUACGAGCCGGAAUAUCGUCUUCUCCUGUCUGUCCUAUCGCUCUCCACUAGCGCAGGUCUCUUCGCUUUCGGAUAUCUCACAGGUAGCAUGGGAACCACUUAUGCCUGCUCCGCUGUGUACGGAAUCGUCAUUUUUGGCGUCAUUGGCUGUCUCGCCACAACCAGCUCGUACAUCAUGGAUGCUUUUCAUGAUAUGAGCGCUGAAAUCUUCAUUGUCGGAAACUGCUUCAAGAACUUCGUUUUCUAUGGUAUGAGUCACUCUAUCAAUACCUGGCUUGCUCAGAAAGGGCCACAGAAGGUUUUCUUUACCUUGGGAGGGAUAGCUUUAGGAAUGAUGGUCAUUGUACCAAUUAUGUAUGUGUUUGGCAAGAAAUAUCGUAGUUUCUGGGCACGACACAACUUGUUGAAUAAAUGGCACAUUCGUACCCACGAGUACUAG